This is a messenger RNA of Caenorhabditis angaria, 846 nucleotides long. Lineage: Eukaryota; Metazoa; Nematoda; Chromadorea; Rhabditida; Rhabditidae. The record is from the annotation of a GenBank genome assembly.
AUGCCAUUCCUUUUUAUAAUCUGUUUGAUACCUUCAAUUCUCGCCUGUGGGCCAGGCCUUCUUUCGGACGGAGGUAAGUUCAAGCUAUGGCAAGAAUCAUAAAAAAUCCACGCUCUGUUUUUUUGCAGAAUAUGUGGUUUCAUUGAAUGGCGUUAAUCUUCCUUUCCCAUUUGUCUAUUCAACUUCAAACAUUGAUGGACUUUCAACAGCAACUUCAUCAGGUCAAGCAAUUCAAAAUAUCAAUAAUUAUUGUCAGGAUCUAAUCGAUGAUUUGAUUCGAACAAGUUUGAAUGAGAUCGCAUAUCCCGCAUAUCUUUUAGAGGCCGCAGUUUCUAGUUUAGAUGUUUCGCUGUCAUCAGAUUAUCAACCUUUGGAAUGCACCUACUUUAACAACUUAUAUGUGCCAGGAACUACGACAACAGUAAAAACUACUGCUGACGAUCCUGUUAGCGCCAAAAACACUUGUCUCUACGACACAUCAAUGGUUGUCACUAAAAUUUGUCAUAAUAAGGUAGAUAUUAUUAGAAAUAUAUGGACUAGAAUUUCAAGAAGAGACUUUCAACUGUUUUAUGAUAAUCAAACUUUUGACAGGGUACUGUAACUUGUACAUCAGCUGAUGCAAUCGCACUCCCAUCCAACGUCUCAAGAAUAAAUUUUGAUUUCACGGUCAGUUAAUCUUAAUCAGUACAACAAAUAGCUCCCUAUUUACAGCCUGGUCUUCUAGCUGCUCAACCACGAACCUUCUGGAAAAAUUUCAGCAACUCUUUGGCUCAAAAAUUGAAAAACGGAGUUUAUUCAACAGCUUUCCAACAAGUUUCGGUCGAUGUAAAAUACAAGAGAAACUGA